This is a messenger RNA of Diceros bicornis minor, 4505 nucleotides long. RefSeq names its product G protein-coupled receptor 174 (gene GPR174). Gene Ontology annotation, molecular function: G protein-coupled receptor activity. NCBI's taxonomy places the organism in Eukaryota, Metazoa, Chordata, Mammalia, Perissodactyla, Rhinocerotidae. Gene Ontology annotation, cellular component: membrane. The coding region runs from base 1076 to 2077 and encodes 333 amino acids. Gene Ontology annotation, biological process: positive regulation of Rho protein signal transduction; phospholipase C-activating G protein-coupled receptor signaling pathway. The transcript has 3 exons. The record is from RefSeq and is a predicted model, not a curated record.
GCAAGCUAGCUCGAGCUGCCCCCUGGAAAACGGAAAUGUUCAAUGUGCACAGAGUGGCUUGCAUAUUUCACUCUGACAUUUCACUACCAUGUUUUCCAACAUGGUAGUGGUUAGGUAAUGAUGAGAAUUUUGUUUCUUUUUUUUGUUUGUUUUUUGUUUUGCUUUCUUCAUUUUUCUUUUGGCUUUCUUUUAUUUUGUUUUCUUUUUACUCUUUCCUCCCUCCUUCUUUUCUUUAUUUCUUUUUCUCUCCUUUCCUUUUCUCUUUCUUUCUUUCCUUUUUUUUUUUUUUUUGAUAGUGAAGGAGGAUUGGAUUGGUCGUUCUCAGAACAAGGAGCUGGAAUUGAUGCACAGAUCAGUAGUGUCCUUGUUGGAGUGGCUGUGGCAUGAAUUCCUUGGAGAUCUCUGGAGAAAACAGAAAGAAACUGAAACGGCAUGAAUGAAUUAAACCAGCCAGAUUUCCCAUGGCUUCCUCAGGAGACCCUAUUGCUCUGAAUAAGAUGUUCUACCAGCACUGGAGAAAAAACUCUGCCUUUGUUUUCCACUUUUUAGCUUUCAACAUAACUGAAAGAGUUCCCCAAACGCUGAUCUAAGUUAAUCAUCUCUGAAGAGUUGCGGACCCACUAAGUACUAAAACAAACCUUUCUUCUAUGUGAGCCAAAAAAAGAAAAACAGCUUGCCAAACACCUGUAAAGAGAUGGCUAUCGUCACAUGGGAAUUUGAGGAGCUGCUAUAUGGCACAUUCACGAUCCAAAUGGGAGAGGAUCAACUGUUGUGACGUCCCAGAAGGCCUUAUAACAGAGUAAACAAGAGGAAAAAAUUUUAACAGCUUGUCAUCUGUGCUUGCACACUAGAUUUGCAUGUAGUUACUAUAAACAAAUCCCAAGCAAGCAGGCAGAUAGUUCUUUGAAAAACCUCCAAAUCAUGUGUAGAGGCUCAGAUCGAUGCAGUAACAAGGUUAUUUUAUACUCAGUUUCUCCAACCUAUCGAUGAUCAGUCUUUUAGAAAGAGCAGCAUUUGAUUGUGAAUUUAGGUUCUGAAUCACCAUUUGGCAAAGACAGUUUCCCCAGAAAUAAAUAUGCCUGCUAAUGACACAUGUGCUGGGCCAGAUGGAGACAAUACAGAUUUUCGAUACUUUAUCUAUGCAGUGACAUACACUGUUAUUCUUGUGCCAGGUCUCAUAGGGAACAUAUUAGCCUUGUGGGUAUUUUAUGGCUAUAUGAAAGAAACCAAACGGGCUGUGAUAUUCAUGAUAAACUUAGCCAUUGCUGACUUACUACAAGUUCUCUCCCUGCCACUAAGGAUCUUUUACUACUUGAAUCAUGACUGGCCAUUUGGGCCUGGCCUGUGCAUGUUCUGUUUCUACCUGAAGUAUGUCAACAUGUAUGCAAGCAUCUACUUCUUGGUCUGCAUCAGUGUGCGACGAUUUUGGUUUCUCAUGUACCCCUUUCGCUUCAAUGACUGCAAACAGAAAUAUGACCUAUACGUCAGCAUUGCUGGCUGGCUGAUUAUCUGCCUUGCCUGUCUGCUCUUUCCUCUCCUCAGAACCAGUGAUGACACUCCAGGCAACAGAACCAAAUGCUUCGUAGAUCUUCCUACCAGGAAUGUCAAUCUGGCCCAGUCUGUUGCCAUGAUGACCAUUGGCGAGUUGAUUGGGUUUGUCACUCCUCUUCUGAUUGUCCUAUAUUGUACCUGGAAGACAGUUUUAUCACUGCAAGAUAAAUAUCCUGUGACUCAAGACCUUGGAGAGAAAAAGAAAGCCUUGAAGAUGAUUCUAACCUGUGCGGGAGUAUUCCUAAUUUGCUUUGCACCUUAUCACUUCAGUUUUCCUUUAGAUUUCUUGGUCAAGUCCAAUGAAAUUAAAAGCUGCCUAGCCAGAAAGGUGAUUCUAAUAUUUCAUUCUGUUGCCCUGUGUCUUGCUAGUCUGAAUUCCUGCCUUGACCCAGUUAUAUACUACUUCACCACUAAUGAGUUCAGAAGACGGCUUUCAAGACAAGAUUUGCAUGAUAGCAUCCAACUCCAUGCAAAAUCCUUUGUGAGCAACCAUACCACUUCCACCCUGACAACUGAGUUAUGCUAAAAAAUAAAAAUAACUGAAUGUGGUCGAAAUGCAAGUAUAUCAGAACACAUUUGCAAUACCCCAAGCCACUGGGAAGUAAUCACAGGAAGUAUUCACAGCUUUUCAGUUAUGCUCUAUGUUAUCUAUAUAAGGAAUUCACUUCUUCAUAACAGAACCAAUUUAGAGCAUUAUACUUCACCAUCAUUGAUGUUGACUCGUACAUGUAGUAAUUUGUCAUCAAGUAUUUAAGACAAACUAUAAAAUUUCAGUGACAUCCUAUAGACAUAUGCUCUCAAAUAAAAUCUGCAGUUUUAUCUGUGAACCUAAGACACAGAGAGACUGUUAGCUUGGGGUCAUAAUAAGGGCUUAGUUUUGUUACAAUGGACACUGAGUCUCUUUGUAUUUUAGAGGCAAUGUAGGUGUCUAUUUAUACUAGUAAUCACAGUUUACAUUGCAAUAUCAUAUUUUUGGUUGUAAUUUAAGUAGGAUGGACAAUAUAUUAUUCUGGGGAAACAAAAGUGUUAUAAACAUGGGACCAUUUUUACGUCUCACGUGUGAUUACACUCUCGGGUUUGAAGACUCAAAUAGCUAUUUCCUUCAUUUCAAUGUCAAUAUGAAGCAUCAUCUGUCAAGCCUAUUCCUAGAAUAAAAAUCUGAGCUCGAGCCUCUUGUAUGUUUAAAGUGAGAACAAGAGACAGAUUCACAUACAAUAACUCUCUGUGAUUAUAUAAGAUGCCAUAUUGAAUCUACCCAGGGCAGUUAGCUUGUCAAAGUCCAUACAAUGUGACCCGAAUUGCCUGUAUAAGUCCAGGAGACAGCAGAUAGGAGACAAUCACCAUUCUCAUUUUUUUAAACUAUUUCCAAAGAACACCCCUGGAGAUGUAUGGACCUGCCUAGAAGAGGAAGUUUCCACCAUGCUUCUAGAGUGACGUUGAGGUACCUCUGGCAGGUUACUGCACUUUCUGAGCCUAUGGAAGAAGUAGUGCACUAAUUAAUUAUUAAGCUUAGGCCAGAGUGGAAAGAUGAAGUAGAGUUGGAUACACCUCUUAAAAGCCCUGUCACAUUGUAUUUCUUACUUCAAGUUAGGUGGCAACUGUCAAGCCACCUUCGUAAGCCAGAGUAGGGUUUGGAGGCAGCCACGCAUGUGGACCCUGGAGUCUUUAGUAAUUUUUUUGGUCCAGCUUUGCCCCAGUCAUACCAUUCUGUGGCUUGCACGGUCUACCUCCCAGCAGCUGGGGAAGGUAAUUCUUUCACCUUUGGAGAAAAGUGCAGAAGAUUAAUUUUGGCAGCAUUGGACUGCCUUACAAUGCCUUGCCUGCUAUCUGUUUGCUACUAGUAUGCAGGAAACAGACCGAGGUUAUGAGUAGUAAUUAAGCCUGAGGUCUUAAAUAUUAGAAUACUUUGAAACAUGUUUUACCAAAAAGCUCUAACUUGAAAAAAAAUGCUCUAUUUAAAAUCUGUGUGCUAUAUGAUGAAGACACAUGCUACUUGUCAUCUGGAAGGAAUGUGAAAAUCAACCAAAGGCUCCAUCAUAUUUAGAGGAAGGGAGUUGUUUUAGGCACAUAGUUAUGAUACUAAUAUGUUUGGGGGAAACUGGUGAAAUCAAAAUUAAUUCUAAUGUCUAAGAUGAAUGGAAAUUUUUUCAAAUGUUUUCUCUGGACAAGUGUUGAUUUUGUUUGUACUUUGUUGUUAAAAUAAUGCCCUAUUAGAAGACUGAUUUUGUGCUGCUAGCAAUAGUAUAUCUAUUUAUCUCCUAAUUAUACAUUGUAAGGUACAUAUUUUGAUGUAUUAAAUGAAUGUUAAAUUGUGUUUUAAAAAGGGUAACUGUAACUGUGUCUGGUCUGUUUUCUUUGAAGUUGUGUUUGAAUAUAAUUUAGUGUUGUAAUGGGAUCACAAGUAACAAUUUUGUGGGUACUUGGAAGGGUCUUGUCUGUAUUAUAUGUGUUUACUAUUUUUAGAUUAGCAUGAAUUACACUUCUUAGGGGUCGUUUUGAGAGCCCAGUGAUUUAUUUUUAUUAGCAUAUUAAUUUCACUUUAAACAUAUUUUUUUUAAAGGGGAGAUGAUAUAUUUUCAGGAGAUUACUGAACUUCUUAGAAGAAUGGCUGAGGUUAAAGCCCAUUUAUUAGGCAGUCCAGAAGCCCUUGCAGAUCAUUUACAUCAUUCAAAGAGACAACAAGUGUCCACUAUUCUUAUGCUGCUUAGCUAGGACCACCCCUUCUCCUCAAGGCUGCCCAUCUAGGUUUGUAUUCAGUACUGUGAUUUACUUUAUCUACCCCUCCUCAUCACCAAUAUGUUUUGUUUUCUGUCCUAUUCCCUUGUUCUUCUAGUCAGUAAUCUGACCAAUUUAUUCACACUAAGGUGCUAAUGACUAAUGUUAGCUUAAAAUUAAUUUGCUAGGGAUAUCUGAAAUCUAGGCUUUAGGGAUAAGCCUUAACUCAAAAUGUUAAU